AUGGGGCCCGGGGUGGGGGGCGGGGGCCACCUGCUGUUGACUGUGGCCACCACCACCCUGACGCUGCUCGCAAAGCCCCCCGGACCUCCCCAGGUAGCCCCCAGGGCCCUGGGACACGUGCACUGGGCCCCCCAGGGCCUCAUGCCUCAGCUGGGAACUGGGGGAGGCCCAAACAGGUCAGGAAGGCCAGGACUUCUGGGUCCAGUGCCCCUCCCCACACACUUGAGGGGUUGGCCUCAGCCCCUCAGUCUCCAGCUCGCUGUGUCUUUGUGUCUACCCUGCCGCCCCCCUGCAGGCUCCUGGGGGACUCGCAUCAUCGGGGGACGCGAGGUGGCCCCCCACUCCCGGCCCUACAUGGCCUCUGUGCGCUUUGAAGGCCAGCACUUCUGUGGGGGCUUCCUGCUUCAUGCCCGUUGGGUGGUCUCAGCUGCCCACUGCUUCAGCGACAGGGACCCCCUCUCGGGCCUGGUGGUGCUAGGGGCCCACGACCUUCGAAUCGCUGAGCCCACACAGCAGGUGUUCCGCAUCGAGGAGGCCUUCAGACACCCCGACUACCAGCCGUCCACGCACGCCAAUGACAUCUGCCUGCUGAAGCUGAAUGGCUCAGCCGUCCUGGGCCACGAGGUGGGGCUCCUGAAGCUGCCGCGGAAGGGCGCCAGGGUGCCCAAGGCUGGGGCAUGGUGCCAAGUAGCCGGCUGGGGCUCCGUGUCGGACUUCCAGGACGCGCCCCCCGGGCUGAUGGAGGCCAAGGUCCGCGUGCUGGGCCUGGACGUCUGCAACAGCUCCUGGAGCGGCCAGCUGCGCCCAGCCAUGCUCUGCACUCACAGUGGGGACCGCCGGCGGCGCGGUUUCUGCUCGGCAGACUCCGGGGGGCCCUUGGUGUGUGGGAGCAGGGCCCAUGGCCUGGUCUCCUUCUCCGGUUUAUGGUGUGGAGACCCCAAGUACCCCGACGUGUACACACAGCUGUCUGCCUUCGUGCCUUGGAUCUGGGGCGUGGUCCGCCACCACCACAGCACCGUCUAG
Messenger RNA from Orycteropus afer afer, 1023 nucleotides. It is a transcript of the gene PRSS57, whose product is annotated as serine protease 57. The record is from RefSeq and is a predicted model, not a curated record. The transcript is spliced from 7 exons. Gene Ontology annotation, biological process: proteolysis. The coding region runs from base 1 to 1023 and encodes 340 amino acids. Lineage: Eukaryota; Metazoa; Chordata; Mammalia; Tubulidentata; Orycteropodidae. Gene Ontology annotation, molecular function: serine-type endopeptidase activity.